Asparagus officinalis (garden asparagus) is the source of this 1795-nucleotide messenger RNA. Its product is annotated as signal peptide peptidase-like 2. Gene Ontology annotation, cellular component: cytoplasmic side of endoplasmic reticulum membrane; Golgi-associated vesicle membrane; lysosomal membrane. The transcript has 14 exons. Lineage: Eukaryota; Viridiplantae; Streptophyta; Magnoliopsida; Asparagales; Asparagaceae. Gene Ontology annotation, molecular function: aspartic endopeptidase activity, intramembrane cleaving. The record is from RefSeq and is a predicted model, not a curated record. Bases 1 to 1470 code for a protein of 489 amino acids. Gene Ontology annotation, biological process: membrane protein proteolysis.
AUGUGUUCAGUUUUGAAAAAGAACAAGGAUUUGUUAUUUCUACAGGUAUUGAUAAAAAACUGGGUGAAUGAUAAGAAACACGAAGAUAUAAUUGGAGUAGAAGCCAAAUUUGGUACCCAACCACCAGCCGAUUCAUCUGAUGCCCUUAAGAGGUCUGCUUUUCUUUCGAAUCCUUUAAAAGGCUGUGCAAGUUCCUCUUCGAAGUUUGUGGAUUCUGUAGUCUUGGCUAUGCGUGGAGAAUGUUCCUACACUGAUAAGGCUAAAGUUGCAGAAUCAAGUGGUGCAGCAGGAUUACUGGUGAUAAAUGAAAAUGAAGAACUUCCUCAAAUGGUGUGCACUGAAAAUGAUACUUCUCUUGACAUCAAAAUUCCUGUUUUGAUGAUAUCAAAGUCAGCAGGGGAGAGUCUUAUGGAUCCUUUGGCUUCUGGAGGACGGGUGGAGGUUCUUCUGUAUUCUCCAGAUAAGCCAAUAGUGGAAGGUUCAGUGGUUUUUUUAUGGAUGAUGGCAGUUGCAACCAUCAUCAUUUCUUCUGUUUGGUCUGGAGCUGAUGCACGCAACCAGGAUCCAUCAGAUCCUGGAUUCAAGAAUGAAGAUGCUGAAGAAAGUGUGGAACUUAAAACAAGUUCAGCUAUAAUUUUUCUUGUAACAGCAUCUGCGGUUCUGUUGCUGCUGUACUUUGUUCUGUCUAAAUACUCUAUAUGGGUGCUGGUUGUGCUCUUCUGCAUUGGGGGUACCACGGGACUUCAUGCUUGCAUAGUAGAACUUAUUUUGAGGCUAUUCAAAGGCUGUGGGGAGUUCAAAGUAGAACUUCCUAUUCUUGGAGAGGCUUCAAUACUGGCUAUCGUGCUCUUUCCUUUCUGUGCAGCACUCGCCAUUUUCUGGGCUGCACAUAAGAAUGCAUCAUAUGCAUGGAUUUGUCAGGAUAUACUUGGCAUGGGCAUGAUGAUGUCAGGAUUAAGGGUGGUUAAGUUACCAAAUAUCAAGGUUGCAGCUGCUCUGCUUUGCGCCGCAUUUUUCUAUGAUAUAUUUUGGGUCUUUAUAUCGCCUUAUAUAUUCCACAAAAGUGUAAUGGUUGAAGUUGCUCGAGGUACCAAAGCUGGUGGUCAAUCCAUUCCGAUGCUUCUGUCAGUUCCUCGAUUUUUUGAUCCCUGGGGUGGUACUGCAAUAGUUGGCUUUGGGGAUGUUAUGAUCCCUGGUCUUCUGAUUGCUUUUACUUACAGAUAUGAUAAAUUGACGCAGAGACUUAAUUUGAAAGGGUAUUUUCUGUGGCUGUUGGUUGGUUAUACAGUUGGUUUCAUCGCUACAUAUCUGGCUUUGUAUCUGAUGAAAGGCAAAGGCCAACCUGCUCUGCUCUACCUGGUCCCUAGCACCUUAGGUUUAAUUGUUAUAUUGGGUCUUGUAAGGAGAGAAAUGAGAACUCUGUGGAGCGGCAUAGAAAUGCCCAGCAAUUCAGAUGAUGAAGAGGCUUGAGCACCAAUUUAGCAAAUAUCUUAUGAGACCGAGACCGUCAAUAUUUUAUCAAACUCUGCUACAAUUUUCAGAUGAAAAUGACCAAAAGCCUGCAGAGCAAGAAAAGAAAGAAAAUAUUUAUAAAGUUAGCUGCAACUAAAUCAAGCCAUAAGUGUAUAUUAGUCGCCCCCUAAAUCCAUAGUGAUGUUUGCAUUGAACUACUCAAGUUUUAUAGCAAUAGGGAUGAUUUUAGCCAUUUUUUAUGAUGAUGUACAAUAUUUAACGUCUACAAAUGCCGAAUAGGGGGGGCAUGUUUAUGUACAUGAUUUUUAAACUAUUCUUUAGC